Molecule: messenger RNA, 1781 nt
Organism: Fopius arisanus
Lineage: Eukaryota; Metazoa; Arthropoda; Insecta; Hymenoptera; Braconidae
Gene: ldbr
Product: lariat debranching enzyme
Exons: 3
Coding region: 108-1571 (487 amino acids)
Biological process (GO): mRNA splicing, via spliceosome
Cellular component (GO): nucleus
Molecular function (GO): RNA lariat debranching enzyme activity
Source: RefSeq, a predicted model, not a curated record
UAACCUCAGUGAUCGGUUAUUGUUGUUUUGUAUCAGGCACCAAUCCAUGAUUUAUCAUUGCUUUGACGAUUAACAAUAAUUUCAAGUUAUUUUGGUGAGUUGGGAAAAUGAGGAUCGCCGUGGAAGGUUGCGCUCAUGGGGAACUGGAGAUAAUUUACAAUGCUUUGGAAGAAAUUGAGAAAAAUGAAGGGAAGAAGAUUGAUUUAUUGAUUUGUUGCGGAGAUUUUCAAUCAACUAGAAAUCUUGAUGAUCUCAAUUCCAUGGCUGUCCCUGAUAAAUUUAAGGAUAUGUGUACAUUUUACAAAUAUUAUUCAGGGGAGAAAAUUGCCCCAAUCCUUACGAUCUUCAUUGGGGGCAAUCAUGAGGCCUCGAGCUAUCUCCAAGAGCUCUCCUACGGUGGCUGGGUGGCCCCAAAAAUAUAUUACCUGGGACAAGCAAAUGUUGUAAAUAUUGGGGGCCUUAGGAUAGCUGGGAUAUCAGGAAUAUACAAAGCAAAGCAUUAUCUGAGGGGUCAUUUCGAACUGCCCCCCUACAAUGAUUCCACCCUUCGCAGUGUCUAUCAUAUUAGAAAUCUCGAAAUAUUCAGGCUACGACAACUCACUGGAAACAUCGACAUCUUCCUCUCUCACGACUGGCCCAAUGGUGUUACCAAAUUUGGUGACGAACAGGCCCUUUUGAGACGAAAAAAACACUUCAAAGACGACAUCGCUGCUGAUCAGCUCGGCAGUCCCCCCUCCAUGGAUCUGUUGACUCAACAUCAUCCCAAAUACUGGUUCUCAGCUCAUCUUCACUGCAAAUUUGCUGCCAUUAUCCCCAACGAGGACAACUCCAGGUCCACCAAAUUUCUAGCUCUCGACAAGUGUCUAGCAAAGAGACCAUUCUUGCAGGUCCUUGAUAUUCCUCAUGACGAGAAUGCCUCGAUGGAUCUGUCUUACGACCUCGAGUGGCUGGCCAUUUUGUACUUAACGAAUCAUUUGUUAUCUGUAAAGAAUUCAAUUCAGUAUAUGCCGGGACCAAAGUGCAGAGGUAGAUGGAAUUUUUCACCAUCGGAGAGUGAAAAGGAGAGUGUCCUGAAAAGGUUUUCGGGGUGCCUAAAGAUUACAGAGAAUUUCGAGAGGACAGUGGAAGCGUAUGUUCCAGGAUCACCCGUAAAAUAUGCGAAAAGGUCUAAUGAAAAGUUCAAAACUAAUAAACAAACCACGGAUUUCUGCAAUAAAUUAGAGAUUGACGACCCCCCAGGGUUAUUAUUAAUUAUGCAAGGAGGCGAGUCUAAGACUGAGAAUGGAGAGGAAUUUUCUCAGUCGUUCAAUUCCAUAGGGGACGAGCAGGACAUUUCUGCAAGUCUCGAUGAUGAUUUGACGUACGAGAGUGACCUCACCUUCGAGGCUUCCCUCAAUGAUGACUCGGGGUUGAGGGAUGAAGGGGAGGAAAGUGGAGGGCGGGAUUGCGAUGAACUGAGGGACGAAGGCGAGGGGGUUAGUGAAGUGCAAUCUCCGAUCGAACCGAAUUUGAAAAAAUUCAAGAGACGAAACCUUGCAAUUUAUGCAGAUACCACUGAUAUUGACUUAUAAUUUUCUUACUUUAAAAACUGUUUCGUCGUUCUUUGUAAAAAAUAAGAACACACGUAUAGGUAAACUCCCCUUUUUCAAUAGUGAAGACAAUUUGAUAUUCAGAAAUAAAAACAAGAGUAAAUAGGUUUUAUAAAACUUUAUUUAUCGACAUCCUCUUGGAACAUCUGUAAGAAACGAUAUAAAACGAAAAAUUAGAAAUUAAAUCACGUA